Messenger RNA from Sclerotinia trifoliorum, 2855 nucleotides. The record is from the annotation of a GenBank genome assembly. NCBI's taxonomy places the organism in Eukaryota, Fungi, Ascomycota, Leotiomycetes, Helotiales, Sclerotiniaceae.
ACCGUUUUUUUUAUCACCCAGUAGGUAAGAUCUUACUUGCAGCCUCGCAUGACGUUAUCCAGCCUUACGCGAUCUGCAUAGCUCUGUUGUGUACCCCACCAGAGCUUGAAGCAACAGAAGCUUUCACUAUGUACUUCUCUCAUUCGCAUUCAAUUCAUACUAAAAAUGUCGGCACAACAAAUACCAAAUCUUCUCUCAUUGCGAGGCGGACCUCGGUCGCGUGGUAGAGGUAGAGGCCAGGGACUACGUGACCCUUUAAAUCCUCAUUCGGAGGUUUCUUCGAAUCGCAGAGAUAAUGCCAUUCAAGGUACCGAUACUGAUGCAGCCGUAUCUCGCCUUAGUGCAGUCAAUCUUGGGUAUCUCGAAGAUCCUUUUGCUCGUUAUUUUGUCAAUGGAAGUGGGACACGAAGGCUGCCAAUCAUAAAUCGAGGUUCGUUAGCCUUCGUUACUGCGAGUGCAGUCCACUGAUCUGUACGGAACCAGCUAAUCUGUGACUUGUAAUAGGUACAUACUCUCGUACCACUGCUCUAGACCUCCUCAUCGAAACUUUUCUAUCUCAAUCCGAAAAUUCUACUUCACAGCGAAAACAAAUAAUAUCAUUGGGAGCAGGAACAGAUACCCGCUAUUUUCGUUUGCGAGCAAAGAACUUGCAUAAGGAUGUCAUUUACCAUGAAUUUGAUUUCCCAUCCGUGUGCGCCGCGAAAAAUCGGUUAGUACAGCAGAACCAUGCAGAACUCAUUGGCACUGAAAGGUUCUUCGAAAUGGGGCAAAGUGAUAGUGAGAUUGCACAACCCAUGAUGGCGACGGGGACACAGGGAAGUCGUGAAUGGGGGCUCGGUCGCACCAUCGAUGGUCAUUCAGAAGUUGGAUAUGUGUGCCACCCUUUGGACCUCCGCAAACUCCCUGCUAUCGUUGGUCUUGAUUCAUUCCAUGGCAUCAAAUGCGACCUACCAACACUAAUAGUAUCAGAAUGUUGUUUAUGUUAUCUUGAGGUAGAUGUGGCACAGGAUGUAAUUAAGUGGUUUACUAACAAGAUACCAAGCAUUGGGAUCGUUCUUUAUGAGCCAGUCGGAGUACACGAUGCAUUUGGACAAAUGAUGGUAGAAAAUCUUGCAUCAAGAGGAAUUGUUAUGCCUACGGUGCAGAAAUACAAGACACUUAAGGAUCAGAAAGAUAGAUUAGUAGGUCUUGGGUUCGGCACUGCGGAGGGCGGCAUUAAUGCCGUAAGCAUAGAAAAUGUCUGGGAAGAUUGGGUUGCAGGAAGAGAAAGAGAAAGAGUGGAUAGACUUGAGGGCUUGGAUGAAGUUGAGGAAUGGUUACUUUUGGCGAGACACUAUUCUGUUGUCUGGGGUUGGACAGUCAGCUCGGGAUUCGAGAGACUAAAAGCGCUCAAUCCUUGACCGUGGAUGAUGAUCUGCCCAUGCACAUUUAAAAAUAUAUAAUGCUGGUCCGGGGCUGGAAAUUUUCGCUUUCUUUGUUCUUGGACCUUGCCAAACCAGAGCGAACGUAUUUUUGCAACGAUGAUUGACGUUGCCUAGAUUCAUUACCACACCAUCUAUCGCCCCUAAAGUUCUUGUAAGAGUGCCGCUCACUCUCCAUACCUGAAGCGUUCGUGCCGCCGCCAAUCAACUUCAUUUUGCCACUAAGAUCGAAGUCUGGGCUAGCAUAGCCACUAGUCCGAAAUUCCUCAAUAAGAGCUCCGUCCAGUAUCCCGCCUUGUUCAGCUGCAGUAUCCCUCAACAACUCCAAAUCAUUCUCAUCCUUGAUACCUUUGAUUUCCUCCUUACAAGGAGUCGCUUCUCGAUCUUUUGCCGCAAGAAACAGGCGCACUAGACGAUCCACAAACUCUGCAACAUAUUCUAUGCUCGAUUCGAACUUUGUCUUUUGUUCACCACCCGCUUGAACUCCUACUCAAGAUUUGCUUUUAGCCACGUUCCGAAUUGGGGUAUGAAAUGCGUGGAUGGUUGCAGGUUUUUGGAAGAACUUUGCCGAGGUCUUAUAGAUCUUCGUGUUGAUUGUAUGUUUUGUGAAUAAGGAUGAAAAACAAGUUGUAAGGUAUAUUUGGUGAUAUCGUAUUAAAGCUACCGGCUCUGUUUAUGUCAAUCCUUCAUCCGCCGGCCAUGUGCGUGACUGGGAGUGUGCUUUCGGUUUUUAGGGUUUCAUUAUACAUGGGGGUAAUGUGUGAUGCAAGGAAAACUGAGUAUGGCGGCAUGAAAGCACAGCACAGGGGAUAAGAAUCAUGCCUUAAAACUCAGAGAACUCCAAGAGAAUUCAUAACGUGAAGGAUAUGGGAUCAUUACAAUGCUUAAAGGUAGUCUGCGAUCGCCAAAAACGGAAGAUAUGGCUCCAUCAAGACUCCUACACCCACAGCAUUAUGGCCAGACUCGGCCUCCCCCGGCAAGAAAUGCCCAAUCACUCCUUAGAGUGGUAUUAACUCGGAGAUAUGACAAUCUUGCGACACCAGAUGGCAUUGCCGAACAUUAAGCUAAAAAUUGAUCGUCUAAUUUAUCCUUCAACUGUAACCCGAGCAAAUGCAAGAUCUCAGUUUAUGCGGCGAGCCAUUUAGCUCAAUUCAUGCAAAAUCUGUCGUCUGUGCAUAGGAAUGACGUUGAUCACGAUUCACUCUGUCGCGCAGGUUUUUCAUACACAAGCUAUGUCAAAGGAGCAAAUAUUUCCUCAAACUUUUAGUUUCGCACGCUCGAGAUGACCACUUACAAGCCUAUUAAAUGCAAUUUGGUGCCAACUACUCUGUGCUUCAAAAGCAAAAUGCCUCGUCAUGUAUUUGCAUAAUACCAAGCCCGCUCUCACGAUGAGACUGCCACAGAUGAUGGACACUAUAGGUUGUAUCAUGCCAC